AUGAACAUGGAAGUCGUCAAAGAAAUUUUAAAAGUUAUUGGAAUUAUUGUUUUGAUUUAUUUAUUUAAAGCAGUCCAUAACAUUAUAUAUAUAGCAUAUUUUGGACCAUUAAGUAAACUUCCAGGUCCAAAAUUAUUUUUCUUGUCAAGGUUAUUUAUAUCUUUUCAACAAUUUACCGGUAAAAGAUGGGAAUUCAUACAAUUUAAAAUAAUUCCAAAAUAUGGUAGAAUAGUUAGGCUUGGACCAGAACUUGUCUUAAUCGCAGAUAAGGAUUUAAUUAAAGAUAUGGUUGUAACAAGUGAAUUUCCAAAAAGCAGAAACUAUCUGAGAAUUCGGGCGGAUUCCAGCAGCGAGACUUUAUUUUCUACAAUUGACAAGAAAUUUCACAAACAACGCCGUAGAACUUUAUCACCAGCAUUUUCUAUAAAGUACAUGUCAUCACUUGAACCAUUGAUGGAAACUUGUAUUAAAGAUCUAAUAAUUAAAGAUAUAAUCGGAGAGACGUCGUUUGGUGGUAAAUUUGAUGGUAUAAAAACUGUUAAUCAUCCUUUACCAGGCAAAGUUUGGUUAGAAUUACGUAGAAGAAUUUUGAGAUCAAUGCUUCCAUUAUUAAAACCAUUUUUUAGAAUGGAUCCUUAUUUAAAAGAGUUUUCAGAUUCAUUGAUUAAAAAAAGAAUGAAAGAAAAACCAAAAAAAGACAUAUUACAAUUUAUUGUUGACGCGGCAAAUGAUGAAAACAACGAAAAUAAAAUGACGGAUUUUGAAAUAUUUGAUCAAAUAUUUGAAUUUUUGUACGAUGAUACAGUUUCAUUCACGACUUCAAUGGCAAUAAUAUUAUUGGCAAGACAUCCUGAAAAACUAAACAAACUUUACAAUGAAAUCAAGGCUUCAAAUAAAAGUAAAGAUAUCGAUGAUGGAUAUUAUGAUGGUGAGAAUGGGGCGUUACUUAAACAUGAGCAACUUAAAGGGUUACCGUAUCUGAACGCUGUUAUUCAUGAAACCAUGAGAUUAUGGCCUGUAGUUUUGGAUGGCGGAAUCGGUAGGGCACCAACUGAAGAUAUCAUUGUUAAAGGAUAUUUAAUACCAAAGGAUACAAAUUUAAUGAUAAAUUAUUAUACGCUGCAUCACGAUCCUGAAUAUUGGGGAGCAGAUGUGGAAAAUUUUAUUCCUGAAAGAUGGUUCGAUAUUGACAAAUUACCAAAGGACUCGUUUUAUCCAUUUUCUGCAGGUGCGAGAAAUUGUAUUGGACAAAAUUUUGCAAUGAUGGAAAUGAGAUUAAUCAUUGGCUCGUUGAUUUAUAAAUAUGAUAUAGAAAAUUUACCAAAUCAAAAUAUCGACAUUGUACACUAUUUUACACCAAUGCCAAGAGACCAAUGUUAUCAAUUAAAGUUUCGUAAACGCCAACAGACGCAACGCGUAAAUGAAUGA
Entrophospora candida is the source of this 1428-nucleotide messenger RNA. The record is from the annotation of a GenBank genome assembly. NCBI's taxonomy places the organism in Eukaryota, Fungi, Glomeromycota, Glomeromycetes, Entrophosporales, Entrophosporaceae.